This is a messenger RNA of Salarias fasciatus (jewelled blenny), 1967 nucleotides long. RefSeq names its product protein kinase, cAMP-dependent, regulatory, type I, beta (gene prkar1b). Gene Ontology annotation, biological process: negative regulation of cAMP-dependent protein kinase activity. Gene Ontology annotation, cellular component: cAMP-dependent protein kinase complex; cytosol. The transcript is spliced from 11 exons. Gene Ontology annotation, molecular function: cAMP binding; protein kinase A catalytic subunit binding; cAMP-dependent protein kinase inhibitor activity. The coding region runs from base 148 to 1290 and encodes 380 amino acids. Lineage: Eukaryota; Metazoa; Chordata; Actinopteri; Blenniiformes; Blenniidae. The record is from RefSeq and is a predicted model, not a curated record.
CGAGCCGCGGCGGAGGAGAGCAGCAGCAGCAGCAGCAGCAGCAGCAGCAGCAUCCCUGCUCACAAACAGCCCCUCACCCGUCUGCCGCCACCAGCGAGCUGCUUUUCUCACUGAGCAUCCUCCACCGACAACGAGAUAAAAGAUAAGAUGGCCACCUCCUCCUCCACUCUGGAAGAAGACGAGAGUUUGAAGGGCUGUGAAAUUUUUGUGCAGAAGCACAACAUCCAGCAGAUCCUCAAAGAGUGCAUUGUGAACCUCUGCAUCGCUAAGCCUGAGCGUCCUAUGAAGUUCCUGCGGGAGCAUUUUGAAAAACUGGAGAAGGAAGAAUGCAAGCAGAUCAUGGCGCGCCAGAAAUCUAACAGCCAGUCAGACUCGCACGACGAUGAGGUUUCCCCGCCGCCGCCCAACCCCGUCGUCAAGACCCGCCGCCGCAGAGGAGGGGUCAGCGCCGAGGUCUACACCGAGGAGGAUGCUGUCAGCUACGUACGCAAGGUGAUUCCAAAAGACUACAAGACCAUGACUGCCUUGGCCAAAGCCAUCUCCAAGAAUGUGCUGUUCGCUCACCUCGACGACAACGAGAGAAGUGACAUAUUUGAUGCCAUGUUCCCAGUAACCCACAUUGCCGGGGAAACAGUCAUCCAGCAAGGUGAUGAAGGAGACAACUUCUAUGUGAUUGACCAGGGUGAAGUGGACGUUUAUGUGAACGGUGAAUGGGUGACCAGCAUCGGAGAGGGAGGCAGCUUUGGAGAGCUGGCCCUCAUCUACGGGACUCCUCGAGCCGCCACCGUCAAGGCCAAGACUGAUCUCAAGCUGUGGGGCAUCGACCGGGACAGCUACCGACGCAUUCUCAUGGGCAGCACACUCCGAAAGAGAAAGAUGUACGAAGAGUUUCUCAGCAAGGUCUCCAUCCUCGAGUCUUUGGAUAAGUGGGAGCGCCUGACGGUGGCUGACGCUCUGGAGCCGGUUCAGUUUGAGGACGGGGAGAAGAUCGUGGUGCAGGGCGAGCCGGGCGACGACUUCUUCAUCAUCACAGAGGGAAUCGCGUCCGUUCUGCAGCGCCGGUCCGACAACGAGGAGUAUGUGGAAGUGGGACGCCUCGGACCCUCUGACUACUUUGGUGAAAUCGCCCUGCUGCUGAACCGUCCCCGGGCGGCCACCGUCGUCGCCCGGGGGCCGCUGAAGUGCGUGAAGCUGGACCGGCCCCGCUUCGAGCGCGUGCUGGGGCCCUGCUCGGAGAUCCUCAAGAGGAACAUCCAGAGAUACAACAGCUUCAUCUCCCUCACCGUGUGACGCCUCGGCACCCCCUUCCGGGCUCCACCAACCAGCAGGGGUGGGCAGCAUCGGCGGCGCCGGAGCCUCGGGUCAGUGGGAGGGAUGGGACGCAGGACGGGGCGAAGGACACGGGUUUCCAAAUCAACACUGACAGAGCGCUCAUUUCCUGCCUUUAUACAUGUCGCGAGUUUCUUUCUUUCUUUCUUUGUCUCUCUUGGCCCUUGUGCACUUUUGACUUGAUCUGUGCCGUCACGUAGCUUUAUGUCCGAAACAACACGCAGGAGCGAGGCGAGAGGUCAUUCGAAAUCGAACACGUCACGUAAAAGAGCCGUGCAAAUACAGUGUGUCAGCUGUAGAAUGAUGCAAGCUCCCGGAAUGACAACCAGUGGUGUUUUUGCACUUUCAUUAGUUUAUGGAAGGAUUUGGAAACAUUCAGGACACAAGAAGGAAGUAAAAGUCAUGUUUACUUGCGGCGGGAGGAGGUGAGUACUCAUUUGUUUUGCUCGCCGGCUGUGGUUUGCCUUGUUUUCACUCGUGAAACAGACCUCUGUUCCCAAAAAGAUGUAGCUGUAGAGGUGUGAGAAAAUAAAUAGACGAUUGGCUCGUUUGAUUCAUUUUUCACUGCGUUCUUUGUGUGCUUUGGACUUAUGAGUUCAGAUGUAGUUUAGAUCUGAGCCAAAAAAAAAAAAAAAAAA